Polyodon spathula (Mississippi paddlefish) is the source of this 2137-nucleotide messenger RNA. Its product is annotated as tumor necrosis factor receptor superfamily member 5-like. Bases 122 to 835 code for a protein of 237 amino acids. NCBI's taxonomy places the organism in Eukaryota, Metazoa, Chordata, Actinopteri, Acipenseriformes, Polyodontidae. The record is from RefSeq and is a predicted model, not a curated record. Gene Ontology annotation, biological process: positive regulation of cytokine production involved in immune response; negative regulation of alpha-beta T cell proliferation; defense response to Gram-positive bacterium. The transcript is spliced from 8 exons. Gene Ontology annotation, molecular function: protein binding. Gene Ontology annotation, cellular component: external side of plasma membrane.
UGAGCAUGCCUCGCCUAGAAAAGGGAGGAGAAACUCAGCCUGGGACAGCCUUAUAAAUCACUGGUGCCUCGGCUUAGAGCACACACUGCAGACUACUGGAAGGAAGGAAAGACAGUCUUCGAUGAACUUCUGGAAAAACGCCAGACCAACAAUGACAAGAACCAUCAUCGUCUUACUGAUUACUCUGUCCUGCCUGGGCUGUGCACGCACCUGCAAGACCUCUGUAAUGCAGUAUGCCCACAAUGGGACGUGCUGCACACGGUGUGACCCGGGUACCAAGGUUAAAGCUCACUGCGGACCGAACCGCGGGUCUACCUGUGAACCCUGCGAAAGCGGGACGUUUUUCAGCCAAAAAAAUUCGGACACCAAGUGCCAGAACUGCUCCCAAUGCCUAAGCGAGAAGGGUCUGUACACCACGCAGGACUGCAGGUCCACCUCGGACACUGUGUGCGACUGCCUGGAGGGGUACCACUGCCUCAACAUGACGGAGAAGGGCUGCAGCCACUGCGAGAAGCACUCUGCUUGCCAGCCGGGGUAUUUCAUCAAGCGGCCAGGAACAUACCGGAAUGACACGUGGUGUGAGGAGUGUCCUAACAAUCAGUGUCCAACAGAGGUGUGUGGCUGCAAUGUGUGUGCUAUGCUGUGGAUCAUUGUGGGGUCCCUGAUUUGCUUUAAUAUCGCCAUCGCUGCCGCUGUGAUUCUGUGCCUCAAAGGGCGGGCUAAGAAGUCUAAGAAAGCUUCGCAGUAUGGAGAACCGUUUGCGAGUACCGCGGGACAAGACAGCCUUGUAGCCAUCAUCACAGGUCAUGAUACUGCAGCAAGACAAACGGGCUAAUAAGGAGAACGUUAUUGGUGAGUAACUAAAUGUUUCUGAAUUUAUUGCGCACUAAUGUGUGUGUGUGUGUGUAUAUAUAAUAUAAAUAUUUCUGCACACCAAGAACAAGAAAAUGAUUGAACAUUGAAAAGGCAGUGAGGCCCACAGAGGGGAAAACAACCAAUCAUAAGCAAAUGAUAGACAGGUAGAUAGACAGACAGGUAGAUAAAAUAACACAAAAAACUUUAAGAAAAGAGAAAUGAGAAGUGUUUCAGAAAGUAGACCAAUAUAUUGAGGCCAUUUCAGACAGCUAAAAUAAUAACACUGUGUGGGUGAAACGUGAGAAUUGGAGUGGUUGCAGCCAUUGCUAACGUCCCGGUUCUGUCUUGCAGCUGCACUGUGUGUGUGAGUGUGUGGCUGAAUGAUUGAAAUCCCAGCAGGGAUCGGCAUUGACGCUGCUGCGGCCAAGUCUACUCCCCACUUAAGAAGGAGAAAAACCUGCAGACAUCCUGGGAGAGAAGCGAGGCUCACUGUCCCAGGAAAGACAAGGAAGCUGCAGCAGAAUCGCUCUGGUCAUUUUAUGGAUUGGAGCUGUUCUGUACUUCCGUUAGCAUCACGGGUCUCAAAUGGGCCGUUUGUUGUUUUUUUUUUUUUUAAAGAAACGCGUGUUACAGCAGACAUAGAUUUACAUUUUCAACCUUUUUGCAGCAUUUUAAAGCACCUGGGGCUGCGCUAGGGCGUUCCCAGCGGGUUGGUACAAUCCGCAAGUCCGUGACAUGACUGGGACUUGAAGUGGGGGUGGUGGGGAGCCUUUCCUGGAGGUGUAAAAUCUGGAACCUAAGAAAAAUAAAUAAACUUGCCCCGUUUAGUGGGGGUAAGUUGUCUUAGUCUUAAACAAAAAAAAAAAAAAGUACAACUAGGUGAACGGUAAAGACUUCACUAGAGUUAGAUGCUGAGCUGAGACAGCCAGGGCACGCUGUUAAUAAGCGGGCUGUGUACAGCAAUUCCGUCAAGUUUUGAAGAGAUUGAGACAGUGGCAGGGGAGACCGGGGCUGGAUGUCACACUUUUUAGUCUUUUAUUAUUUUCGUCAAUCUGGUGACAUGCUGCGAGGUUCUGUUCCUCGUUUAUAUUGAUUGUUUUAUUUAUUUAUUUAUUUAUUUCAGCAUAACUUUAUUCCAAAUAUGAUAUUUAGACGGUUGAAAAUGCGCCGGUCACCCGUGACAACCUGCCCCGUACUGGGGUUGGGUGUCCCAGCGUGUGUUCUUGCUUUUACGGUAGACAAUAAUGCAACAUUUUUAGGGUUUUUUUUUUUUUUUUUUUUU